AUGGUACGCAAGCAUGGAAAGUUGGAGUCAAAAUACAAUAGCAUUAUGAAAAUUGAUUAUUUGUUUAAGCUCCUUCUCAUUGGCGAUUCUGGCGUUGGCAAAUCUUGCCUUCUUCUGAGAUUUGCUGAUGAUUCGUAUAUUGAGAGUUAUAUAAGCACCAUUGGGGUUGACUUUAAAAUACGCACUGUGGAGCAAGACGGGAAGACCAUUAAACUCCAAAUUUGGGAUACUGCUGGGCAAGAACGAUUUAGAACGAUUACCAGCAGCUACUACCGUGGGGCACAUGGUAUCAUAGUUGUUUAUGACGUGACAGACCAAGAGAGCUUCAACAAUGUGAAGCAGUGGCUCAAUGAAAUUGAUCGAUAUGCUAGUGAUAAUGUGAACAAACUUCUGGUUGGAAACAAGUCUGAUCUCACUGCAAACAAAGUUGUGUCAUAUGAGCAGGCAAAGGCUUUUGCUGAUGAGAUUGGUAUACCUUUCAUGGAAACUAGUGCAAAGGAUGCCACCAAUGUGGAACAAGCUUUCAUGGCCAUGGCUGCUGCAAUCAAGGACAGAAUGGCGAGCCAACCAGCCAUGAACAAUGCAAAACCUUCAACAGUGCAGUUCAGAGGACAGCCUGUCGAACAGAAGGGCGGCUGCUGCUCAUCUUGA
This is a messenger RNA of Dovyalis caffra, 651 nucleotides long. NCBI's taxonomy places the organism in Eukaryota, Viridiplantae, Streptophyta, Magnoliopsida, Malpighiales, Salicaceae. The record is from the annotation of a GenBank genome assembly.